Pteropus alecto (black flying fox) is the source of this 4744-nucleotide messenger RNA. It is a transcript of the gene FRMD6, whose product is annotated as FERM domain containing 6. Bases 167 to 2053 code for a protein of 628 amino acids. Lineage: Eukaryota; Metazoa; Chordata; Mammalia; Chiroptera; Pteropodidae. The transcript has 14 exons. Gene Ontology annotation, biological process: positive regulation of hippo signaling. Gene Ontology annotation, cellular component: cytoskeleton; cytoplasmic side of apical plasma membrane. The record is from RefSeq and is a predicted model, not a curated record.
UCUAGGAUGGCCAGGAACUGCCAGCUAUGAAACCUACAUAGUGGAACAUCGCGAUGCUUCUGUAAGAUGUGUGAUGAGGAAUAGAGUUCGGCUUUGGAGUGCUCGGAACCAGAGAUACUGCCGAGGACUCGGAGCCCAGCCCUGACCACGAGCGCGCCCACACACAAUGAACAAAUUGAAUUUCCAUAACAACAGAGUCAUGCAAGAUCGUCGGAGUGUGUGUAUUUUCCUUCCCAAUGAUGAAUCUCUGAACAUCAUCAUAAAUGUUAAAAUUCUGUGUCACCAGUUGCUGGUCCAGGUAUGUGACUUACUCAGGCUAAAGGACUGUCACCUCUUUGGACUCAGUGUUAUACAGAAUAAUGAACAUGUGUAUAUGGAAUUGUCACAAAAGCUUUAUAAGUAUUGUCCAAAAGAAUGGAAGAAAGAAGCCAGCAAGGUACGACAAUACGAAGUCACUUGGGGUAUUGACCAGUUUGGACCUCCUAUGAUCAUCCACUUCCGUGUGCAGUAUUACGUAGAAAAUGGCAGAUUGAUCAGUGACAGAGCAGCAAGAUACUAUUAUUACUGGCACCUGAGAAAACAAGUUCUUCAUUCUCAGUGUGUGCUCCGAGAGGAGGCCUAUUUCCUGCUGGCAGCCUUUGCCCUCCAGGCUGAUCUUGGGAACUUCAAAAGGAAUAAGCACUAUGGAAAAUACUUUGAGCCUGAGGCUUACUUCCCAUCUUGGGUUGUUUCCAAGAGAGGGAAGGACUACAUCCUGAAGCACAUUCCAAACAUGCACAAAGAUCAGUUUGCACUGACCGCUUCCGAGGCUUAUCUUAAAUAUAUCAAAGAGGCCGUCCGACUGGAUGACGUUGCGGUUCAUUACUACAGACUGUAUAAGGAUAAAAGAGAAAUUGAAGCUUCUCUGACUCUUGGAUUGACCAUGCGGGGGAUACAGAUUUUUCAGAAUUUAGAUGAAGAGAAACAAUUACUUUAUGAUUUUCCCUGGACAAAUGUUGGAAAGUUGGUGUUUGUGGGUAAGAAAUUUGAGAUUUUGCCAGAUGGUUUGCCCUCAGCCAGGAAGCUCAUAUACUACACAGGGUGUCCCAUGCGCUCCAGACACCUCCUGCAACUCCUGAGCAACAGCCACCGCCUCUACAUGAAUUUGCAGCCUGUCCUGCGACACAUCCGGAAGCUGGAGGAAAAUGAAGAGAAGAAGCAGUACCGGGAAUCUUACAUCAGUGACAACCUGGACCUUGACAUGGACCAGCUGGAAAAGCGUUCCCGGGCCAGCGGGAGCAGCGCGGGCAGCAUGAAGCACAAGCGCCUGUCUCGUCACUCCACUGCCAGCCACAGCAGCUCCCACACCUCAGGCAUCGAGGCAGACACCAAGCCCCGGGACACGGGGCCAGAGGACAGCUACUCCGGCAGCGCCAUCCACCGCAAGCUGAAGACCUGCAGCUCAAUGACCAGCCAUGGCAGCUCCCACACCUCAGGGGUGGAGAGCGGUGGCAAGGACCGGCUGGAAGAGGACUCACAGGAUGAUGAAAUAGAGAUGUUGGUUGAUGAUCCCAGGGACCUGGAACAGAUGAAUGAAGAGUCUCUGGACGUCAGCCCAGACAUGUGCAUCUAUAUCACGGAGGACAUGCUCCUGUCGCGGAAGCUGAAUGGACAUUCUGGGUUGAUUGUGAAAGAAAUCAGCUCUUCCACCUCCAGCUCUUCAGAGACCGUCGUCAGGCUUCGUGGCCAGAGUACCGAUUCUCUUCCACAGCCUUCCUUUGUUUUGCAGACAAUAUGUCGAAAACCAAAGACUUCCACUGAUCGACAUAGCUUGAGCCUCGAUGACAUCAGACUUUACCAGAAAGACUUCUUGCGCAUUGCAGGUCUAUGUCAAGACACUGCUCAGAGUUAUACUUUCGGUUGUGGCCAUGAACUGGAUGAAGAAGGCCUCUACUGCAACAGUUGCUUGGCUCAGCAGUGUGUUAACAUCCAAGAUGCUUUUCCAGUCAAAAGAACCAGCAAAUACUUUUCUCUGGAUCUCACUCAUGAUGAAGUUCCGGAGUUCGUUGUAUAAAGCAUAUCUGCGUGCAGCUGUAUGGGCAGCAUGCUGUUUGCUAGAGGCUGUGAAAGCCAUGGGUUCUUUCUUUACAUAUUUCUUGUGCCAUAUUUUUUUCCACCCAAAAUACAGCUCUUUAUGAUAUUUGUAAUGGAAAUAAAAGCCUUGGGACAAUUGCACUUUAAGUAUUACACUAAGGUAAAAGAGAAUGUAUAGCAAGACAAGUGCCCUGAAGUUCAUGAUCCUUUGGAAGGAAAUGUGCUUUACUGGUUACCAAGCCUUUAGAAUGUUGAACUGUGGUGUUUUGGUCAUCAUUUUGUUUUUUAGCUCAAUUACACAUAACAUCACAUUUUUUAUCAUGUGAGUGAUGUUAGGUUUAUUUGUUGGCUUGUAAAUUUUUUUUCACUCACGAAAUGCUCAUGUUUUGAGGGAGGAUAGAAAAGAAUCUCUCUUUUAAUAGAGAGACUUGCCUAGUAACAUAGCCAUUGCCGCCUCACGGGGGCUGUCCCAAAGUGAACACUGACGGAGCAGUCAAAAUCGAGUGGUUCUAGCAAGCCAAAGAUAUGUACAUACCAGAAGUGCAGCCCAGCAUCAAGAAGAUGUGAAUUAAGCAAUAACCAGAAGACUGUGCAUGCUGCAAUGCCUUGUGACUCCUUCGUGCCCGUGUCUUCCUCCUGCUCUUCCAGAAAGCUCUAAGACUCAGUUGAUUUCCUCAUCCAAGUAACGGAUCAAUUGUGUUCAUGUCAUAAUGUAUUUUGUGCAGUUUCCAACACUGUUUUCUGUUAAAAUUAUGGAAAUGUCUUAGAAAAUGUUUGUGCUUGGUGUUUUGUUUUUUAAUCAAGAACAAAUUAUGGUAAUGCUAGUUUCUGCCUAACCAAAAAUAUCAUAACCAUACAUAUAUCUUAUUAUACAUAUAUAAAUACAGGAGAUUGUGCGUGUUUAUAUGUGUUUAAAGCUUACUACUUCAUUUUGGCUUCUGUGACUAUCUUGUUGUAUACAUGGUCUUUCUUGUUUAAUAUGGAGGAUGCAUCAUUGUAGGAAUGAUACCUACAGACAAUCAGUUGACAUGUAUAGAGUUAAAAAUGACUAUUUUCUCAUGUGUCUUUUGCCAUGAUUCUCAACCCAAUGUGCAUAAUAGAAUCAUUUGGGAAGCUUUAAAAAAAAAAUAACUGUCUGGGUCUCACCUUCAGUGGAUUAAAUCAUUCUCUUGUAGUGCAACCCAGAUGGAAUUGCCUUUUCUUUUAAAGUUCUCCAGAUGGAGCUAAUGUGCAGCAAAGUUGAAAGCCACCAGUUCAGAGGGUGUCUUUUUUAUUAAUUUUGAAGUAAAAGCAUACAGAAAAUGUUACCGUUUGAGAAAGGGACAUUUUUAAGACAGUUACUGCCACUGCUGUUAGGAUACAUAAUGAAACCAAGUCAGGAGCAUGAACUUGCUAACCUUUAGAUGUACAGUGACAAUUUGGCUCGCACUUCAGGAGAGUACUUUAGCACAGUGUCUUUCUAUGAGAUGUUUUUAAUGAUUCCGUAUUUAAAACAUUUGUUUACCAUAUUUUGAUAUACCAUUUUUUCUAUCUACCAGGUUUUAUUAAAAAAAAAAAAAACUUAUCUUAUUUUCUAAAGAAACAGUCAUAUUUUUAUACAAAAUUAAGUUUUCAGGUAACAAGGAAGUAGAUUUAGGGUACAGCAGAAUAUGCAGUAUUACCCAUGGAUGGGAGUCAGUAUUAUAAACACAUGGAGAACAUAAGCAAGCUCCACCUGUGCUGCCCUUCUCAUGUCCCCACAUGGAUGUGACAAGGCAGUAUGUAUACAAUAAGCCUGGUUAAAAUAGUUUAACUUGACACUUUAAAAGGAAAAAAGUCCAUAGAAUUCUAUGAUCAUGAAAUCAUUUUGCUUUUUAUCAAAUGUUUUGAAAAAAACCAAAGUUUUGGAUAUCAGAAUGUAUAAAAGUAUCUCAGUCUCUGUAUAAAAGGAUGAAAGUAUGAAAGGAUUUUCUAAUGGCUAUUUUACUUAUCAGUCAUUAAAUAAUCCACCAUUUGUUCUAAAUGCUUAAGAGACAAAUCCUGGUGAAGUUUGAUUCUAAAUAGCCCAGGUCAUAAUGUGGUGCAUUAAAUUAGUGCUUAGAGUUUCUUACAAACAUCAAGAAAAAACAUGUUUAAUUAACUAGGUAGCGCUUUAUACUUUGUUUUCUCUCUCCUUCAAUCAGAAUCAAGUCUUCAGGGUUUUGCCAGCACUGUUGGUGGUUUUGCACACCUUCUUUGUAAUUGGAUUUUUGAAUAGUCUUGUGGGUUUUCAAAAAUGAAACACGCUAAGGACAUUUUUGCUUUUUGAUCCACUGUUUGCAGCAGAAUUAUAUAUAUGUAUAUGAAAAUCCAUUUUGAAUACCUACAUUUUUGUAUUUGGAAAUUGUUUUAAAAAUAAAAAAAGAAAAGAAAAGUGUAAAGCUGUUAUUUAUUCUGCAUUUGUUAAUAUCCAUUGCUAGUUAAUAUACCAAUUUGGUAUAUAUUGCCUCUACACACCUACAUUUGUAUUUGCAACAGUGAGCUUUAUAUCUACAUAAACUGUAAAUAAUCCUUUCUGUGAAAGGAUCAUCAUGUAAGGAUGAUACCAAAAGUGUGUUAAAAAAAAAAAAACUACAUUAUUUUGUAAUUAUUCUUAUAGGCAUUUCAUGGUAAGAUUAACAGUCAAUAAAGUUACUUUUUAUUUGUCUUUGAA